AAAGGCCAUACUCUGCGUCUCGGCUGCGUAACUAUAACUUACUGCGCAGGCCCGCGCGGAUCAACCGCGCGUUUCGCGCUUUUGCAGUACGUGCGGAUUCGCGGUUUGGAGAUCCAUCAUGGCGUUUCGAUUUCUUCGCAUGCAUAUACUCGAAUUUUAAUAUUCCAAUUGCACUUGCUCGGCUGUGGAGUACAGCUAUUUAUAGAACGUCCUAACGGGAUUACGAACGCCCUGCGGGCCCUGCGUGUGCGCGAGCGGCGGUGGUUUGAAAGCGUUUCGCGACUCCGCGUUUCACUGGUUUCACGUGAUUCGCCGACUUCGGGAGGUAACUCGCGCACUGCGCAUGUUCGUCGUCACGAUCUUCGUCCUCCGUAAUUAAACUCCUGCAUGAUUCUCAACGGUUCAUCGCCUAAAUAAGUUUGUUGAUUCGCUACUGGCGUAAUUUGCGCCGCGCUCGGGCUCGAUGAUUCUUGGCACACCGCGGCUCGAUUUCGUCGUAGCAAUUAAUAAUUUUGCACUUGCGAUCGUCGUGCCGGCGUGGGGGAAUAUUAUGAUUGAACGCGCCGCGCCGCACAGAGCGUGUUUACAUGCCUAACGACAGCGUGAUUAGCAGCAUGAUAUACGCAUAUACGCGAACGUCCUAACGGCACACGCCCGGUAGUUUUAAUUCGAGGUGAACUCGACUCCGGGAGCAGAAUGACGCUUGUGCAUCGAGAAGCGCCGCUUUCGAAUCGCCGCUCGCCCGUGAUUUGAGGAUCGACGAUCGAUCGGAGCACCCGUCACUUGAAUGGGCAACUCCAACGUCAAGAGGAGCUACCGUAAUCAGCAGAGGUAUGACAGUCAGUACAGCCUCAGCGACUUGCUUGGUGGGAGCUGCAUCAGCAAUGGGACAGCGCAGGCUUCCAACGAGGAGGGGAGAUCGUGGUCCCGCACUUCUUACAGAAGUUGGACCAAAGGCGCCACGCAGGAUAUUCACGGAUCUUCCAAAACGGUAUGGCCGAUUCUACGCUCUCAGUCGAUGUUCCUGCCAGAAUUUCCAGUCAAGGAGAUACCUCUGAAGACGGGAUACGUCUUCUUGGAUGUGAUAGCCAAGGGCGCUUACGGCAAAGUAUACAAGGUGCAAAAGCAAGAAACUAGUCAGGUGUUUGCACUGAAGGUGAUUAGCAAAGCCAUGAUCGUGGAAGAGAAUUGCGUCAGGCAGGCUAAGGAGGAGGCAGCGAUACUGAGAAUGGUUGGGCAUCACCCCUUCAUAGUAAAUUCCGUCCACAGGUGGCAAGGCAGGAAGACGUUGUACAUACUGAUGAACUACAUCUCCGGGGGAGAAUUAUUUUCACUAGUCGACGUGUACGGCUGUUUGCCUGAAAAAGUAGUUAGGAUAUACGUAGCCGAAAUUGCCUUAGCUAUAGAUUUUCUACACAAUGUUGGUGUAGUACACAGAGAUCUGAAAACAACCAAUAUUCUACUCGAUGAGGAGGGCCAUGCUGUGAUUAUCGACUUUGGUCUGGCCAAAUGGCUGCAUCGCACAGAGCGAACGAAUACAUUCUGCGGAACGCCCCAAUAUAUGGCACCGGAAAUCCUAAAGAAGGAAUAUUAUGGACAGGAGGUCGAUUGGUGGUCUCUGGGUGUGUUGGCCUGCGUUUUACUCACGAAUGAGUAUCCAUCCAUCUUGCCGUCGGAACUUCUGCCUGCCGACAGGAUCGCCCGGGACGAUCUGAAUUGCGCGAAUGUACCGGGAAUCUUACCGGCGAAUGCGGACAUUUCACCAGCGGCGAGGGAUCUUCUGAAGCGGCUCUUGCAGCCGGACCCCUGUCUAAGACUCCGAACUCUUCUCAGCCUUCAGAGGAUCGCCUUUUACAUGGGCUGCGACAUCCAAAGUUAUAUGCUGAAAAAGGAGUCGCCAUUUCGGAUUUUAGGCAUGAAAAAUCGACGAGAAAUGCAGCAACAAAGGGGUCGUUUCGAUAAAGAAUUUUCUAAUUUUGAAUGUUUUCCUGGAGAUAGUACUACGCGUACAAGUCAUCAAUGAUCUCAUGUAUAUAUAUAUAUAAUAUGUACUUCUCUAAUUAUAUACACACACACACACACACACACGCAUACGCUUUGGGAUGAAAAGCGCACACAAGCAGAAUUAUUUUUGAUAUUCGCAAAGAAUUUCUUACACGAAAUAUAAUUGAAUAUUUAAAAUGACAUAUUGAGCUUUUUAUAAUCGGCUUAAUGAAUCGUAUUAUAGGAUAGAAUAUUUCCAACGAAAGAGAAUUAAAAUUCAAUUCAGUACAUUUCUCAUAUAUAUAUAUAUAUAUAUAAUGAAAUCAAAUGAUAUGUUGAAUAUAUAUCGAGUUUGACGAAGAGUUUUGGCAUUUUCUUUGAGCCUUGUAGAUUUUUAAGUCCAUCUAUUUUCCCGAAUAAUCCCUCCUUAUUAGAUUAAAUACCUGGCCUAUUGCAGAUGAAAAUAUUAUUACUAAUUUGAGCAAUCAACAAUAUACUUUAGUUUGUACAUGUACAUUUCCAUGUGUGCGAUGUACGUGCACGUAUGGAUGUGUAAAUUCGGUGUAGCGCGUCUCAAGCAUCUGAAGAGUCAUUCAAGUAUCUGAAAAAGGAACCGACAAAUAAAGUGGAGUCUUCGCCAAGCAUUUGGUUCUCAGUUUACAAAAGUUUUAAUUUUUUUAAGAAUAGUUAACAGUAUUUUUGUUUGUUACAGUAUCUCGUCGAUAAUACAAUAAAUUGCGAUAAUCGUAGUGCGUACAAACUAACAACGAAACAAAAAUGGAUCUGGAUCAGAAACGCAUCUUUCGAAAUGAAUGUGAGAACAACGUGCUGUCUUUCUCUCUUUUUUUUUAUACAUAUAUAUAAAUACAUAUAUUUAUAUAAAUUUAUAUAUAUAUAUAUAAAUUCGUGAAUUUCUCCAUUUCUUUUUCUACCUCCGGUUCUCAGUGCGUCUUGAUUCCUUUUCAUUGGAUCAAAGGGGCAGCUUCUCUCGAGAGAGAGUGCAAUUAAUCCAAAUUUAUCGUGUGUAAUAAUCAAUAUAUAUAUAUACAUCAUUAUUCUUACAUAUAGAGGAUCUUUCGGUUUCGAUAUAUAAUACAAUUUUUUUCCAAAUUACGUCCCGUGCAACGCGUCAGCGGUCGAUCACUGGCCGAAAUGUUCUGAACCCGAGCGAUGCUAAAUAUCGACGGACGAACCGAAUGUGUGUGUGUAUGUAUGUGUGUGUAUGUGUGGAAAGAAAAGCACGCUUCGCGCGUGCGAGAACGCGUGCAGUGCUUGUUUCUUAAAAACAAUGCGAACGUAAAACGUUAAACGAUGCGGCGGCGAACGCGAGGCGCGAAUAGUUACAUCGCUAGUCGUUUCGCUAGCGCAAAAUAAUUAUUCAAGCGCCUCUGCUUUUGCGCAUUGCUUUUAAAAAAAGAAAACGUCUCUCUCUCUGUCUGUCCCUAGACUAACCGACCUCUUUAAUCGAUUAAUUCUCGCGUCCGCGGGGCGAAACGUGCGAUAAUAAAAAAGAUUGUAGGGAGAUCAUUUUUCAUCCUCCAUGGAGGCGGAGUCGCGCACACCUUGCCCGUUGCACGGCAAAAUUCCGAAAAAAAAAAACGAUGAUUACACCGCGUUACGGUACAAUCGCGACAAAAGAAGCCGGGAUAUUUCUACCGAGAUCGCGCGGCGAAAUGCAAAAUUGCGCUCUCGAGUGAUCGCGCGCCAACGGAACUCCCGAACGCUGCACCUCCGAUCAAGGAUCGCCGCGAAGUCCUUCUACCGUUUCGCGCAAACGGAACGAAAUACGAAUUACGUCUAACCGUAAUCGCCUUAAACCUCGCGUGACGUGGAGUCAUUUUGGUAAAAAUCUCUAAGCUUUCACGCUCUUCUUACGCCGGACACUCGGGACUAAUUGAUUCGUCUUCCCUGCAGCUCACGCGGAUACUCCUGACAAUUCGCGCGUUUUUUUCCGUGAUAGAUCCCCGAGUCCAAGCGAAGGAUCUUCACGUGCGACGAGUAUCCCGCGCGAAAGUGCAUGCCCCAAGCCUAUUUUCGCGGUCGCGAAACCGGAGGCUCCUCAGCGUCGCGGAAAGGGGUUGCGAGAACUGGAGAACCACCGGUGGUUCGGCACCGUCCCGCACCUAAUGCUCUCUCCCUCACGCGCUUCUCUCCUCUCACCCUUAAAUUACUAAGAUUCCUUAUUAUUGUUACUGUCGUUACAAUGUCUCGCUAAUGCUAUGAUACAAGUGGACGUUCGUCCGUCCGUUUUCACGGUUCACGACAAAUUUACUUCCCGUUGUCUUCUUCCCUUCGUUCUUCGUUCUUUUUACAGCUCGACUCCACGACGGACGUUACUCACCGCACUACGGAGAUCCGUUAUUCUGCAAACCGCGAGAUAGCUCCUUAGCUUUGUUUCUCACUGGAAACAUCACGAGAGAUUUGUAUUUUCUUAUAGAUGGAAUAUUUCAUUCUUUUCGUUUAAGGGAAAAGUGUCAAAAGGUCCGUCCGGGAUUUUACAGAAUCGUCUGAAGGAUGUGGAAAAUUAAUCUCAACGCGCUCUCGGAUUCGUUUUGCAGAAUAAACGGUACGUCGCAUGUGCGCGGUGCGCGAGAGGAACGGUUCGGACGCGCGUCGUUGAGCAGGAUGCGAACGAGAGAGAGAGAAAGAGAGAGAGAGAGAAUGUGCUAAACGUGGACGAUAAUAUCAUUGCAUGCAGAUGGGAUGACGAUAUAUGAAAUAACUACCGGGGGUCGAUGGUUCGCGACGCGCGUCCAUGCCGUUCCGCGCCGUCGAUCGGCCGAUCGUCUCGUUGUUCAAUCGUUCGGCAAUGCGAUUGCAACGGAGACUCGCACAUUAAUUUCAUCCCCCUCGCCUCCGUCACGAUGCGCGGCCAGAGAAAGUCCAACAAUUGU
Wasmannia auropunctata (little fire ant) is the source of this 4877-nucleotide messenger RNA. RefSeq names its product RAC family serine/threonine-protein kinase homolog (gene S6KL). The transcript has 9 exons. The record is from RefSeq and is a predicted model, not a curated record. Lineage: Eukaryota; Metazoa; Arthropoda; Insecta; Hymenoptera; Formicidae. Gene Ontology annotation, biological process: protein phosphorylation. The coding region runs from base 788 to 2023 and encodes 411 amino acids. Gene Ontology annotation, molecular function: protein serine/threonine kinase activity; ATP binding.